Diversispora eburnea is the source of this 238-nucleotide messenger RNA. NCBI's taxonomy places the organism in Eukaryota, Fungi, Glomeromycota, Glomeromycetes, Diversisporales, Diversisporaceae. The record is from the annotation of a GenBank genome assembly.
AAAGAUUGUCAAACGAGAUCUUAUAAGGGAAAAACAACGUGAAAUCAAACAGAAAAUCGAAGUGAGACAAACUAUGCUGAAUACAAAACCAAAAUCUAUGAUAGAUCGAGUUUUAAAUCGAGAAUCAAGACAAAUUGUCCUGAACAGGAUUAUACAAAACAAAAAUGAUAAUACUGUCACAAUAAUCACCAACCCUGAACAAAUUAAAAGUUGCGUACAAGAACAUCUAUAUCAGUGA